AUGGAAACAGGUGUAGCGGAAACGUUCAGAAAUGGGAUAGUUUUAAUUACAGGAAGUACUGGAUUUUUGGGGAAAAUUCUCACUGAAAAGUUACUCAGAUCAUGUACUGUCAAAAAUAUUGUGGUGCUUGUCAGACGUAAGAAAGAACUCAAUGCCAGUCAAAGGGUUGCAAAAAUAUACCAACAAACUCUAUUUGAUCGAAUUCGUCAUGAAAAACCAGAUUUUAUAAAAUCCAUUAAAAUUAUUGAAGGGAAUUUAGAGGAAUCAUCGUUGGGAUUAUCGUUAAACGACCAUGACUGGAUGAUAGAAAAUGUUAACUUCGUUUUUCAUUGCGCAGCAACGAUUAAAUUCAACGAAACUCUCGAGUUGGCAUCAAAAAUAAAUAUCCAAGGGACUGAACAUUUGUUAGCAUUAGCGUCAAAAAUGAAAAAUCUUAAGGGUUUUGUGCACGUGUCCACUGCUUAUUCGCACUGUCCGAGAAAAGAAAUCAAAGAAGAAUACUACACCGUCCCGGUCACAGUUACGGAGCUGAAAAAUAUGUUGGUUGACAACGUACCGACUCCAGAAAUCAUAGAGGAUUGGCCCAAUACGUACACUUUUACGAAAGCGGUCGCGGAAAACAUGAUACUGACAAACGAAAACCGCUUGCCGAUAUCAAUAUUUCGUCCUUCGAUUAUCGGAUGCACGAAAUCCGAACCGGAACCUGGCUGGUUGGAAAACAUGAACGGACCCACAGGUCUGAUUUCCGGGGUCAUGGUUGGAUUUUUGAGGACGGCGCCAAACAUCGGGAGCAAUAUAACGGACAUUAUCCCUGCCGAUUACACCGUCAACGCAUUGAUUAGCGUCAUGUGGGACACGGUUAACAGACACAAACAGUGGAAUGGAGUGAACAAGGUACCGAAAAUAUAUAAUUACGUUUCGUGUGUCGAAAGCCCUUUGACAUGGGGAAGAUAUAUCAGAGAAAUGCACGAUCAAUACUACGUAGCUCCUCCUUUGCAAUCGAUGUGGUACGGUUUUUACAUUCUCUAUACGAAUUUCAUGGUCGGAAGUAUUUUGAGAUUUUUCUUGCACCGAAUACCAGGUGCAUUUAUGGAUUUGAUGUUAAUUUUGUGUGGUAAAUCUCCCAAAAUGUUAAGAAUGUAUGCAAAAACAGAAAGUAUGGUCGAUUUACUCUACGAGUUUUCUGUAAACCAAUGGAAAUUUGACAAUAAAAAUACUAGACAAUUGUGGUUGUCACUAAGUAAAGACGAUCGCAAUAUGUUCCAGUUCAGCUUAAAAUCAUUUGAUUGGAAGUCGUAUAUAGAAAGCUAUUAUCACGGUAUCAGAAAACACAUACUUCACGAAGACCUAAGCAACGUUGAAGAGGCGUUAUGGAAAAAUAAAAAGUUAUUGAGGCUGCAUCAGUUGUGUGUUGUUCUAGUUAUUUAUAUUACAUUCAAUUUGUGUUGGAUGUUUAUGAAUUAUUUGUUUUGA
Messenger RNA from Macrosiphum euphorbiae (potato aphid), 1473 nucleotides. The record is from the annotation of a GenBank genome assembly. Lineage: Eukaryota; Metazoa; Arthropoda; Insecta; Hemiptera; Aphididae.